This is a messenger RNA of Tilletiaria anomala UBC 951, 956 nucleotides long. RefSeq names its product Sm-like ribonucleoprotein. Gene Ontology annotation, biological process: mRNA splicing, via spliceosome. Bases 214 to 867 code for a protein of 217 amino acids. Gene Ontology annotation, molecular function: RNA binding. The record is from RefSeq and is a predicted model, not a curated record. The transcript has 4 exons. Gene Ontology annotation, cellular component: U2-type prespliceosome; cytoplasm; U5 snRNP. NCBI's taxonomy places the organism in Eukaryota, Fungi, Basidiomycota, Exobasidiomycetes, Georgefischeriales, Tilletiariaceae.
GCCAAGUCUAGCGUGCUCCAUCAGAAGUGCAGACCAAGACAAGCCUCCAUCCUGCAACAAGACGGACGACAGACCUCGGAAGCGUCGGGAUCGAUUCGGCGCAGAUUCGCCCGUUGGAAGAUUGCUGAACCAUUGUCAGACGCAACCAGACUGGCAUCCCAUCCACUUGGCACGCGGCCCUUCAGCAAGCAUCCUCGUCAACACACUACAAUCAUGCCUCCAACAAAGCCCAAGGGCGGCCGCAUGAUGGCCUUGAUCAACUAUCGCCUCAAGAUCACGCUUAAUGAUGGGAGGCAGCUGACAGGUCAGAUGCUCGCUUUUGACAACCACAUGAACCUGGUCAUGGCAGAGACCGAAGAGUUUCGAACGUUAAAACGAUCGUCUAAAAAGACAAAAGGCAAGGCUGCAGAGGGAGCGGAAGACGAUGAUGACGAUGCAGUGAACGUCCCAGAACCAGAGCAGAAGCGCACACUAGGCCUAAUCAUUCUACGUGGCGAGACGGUCGUCUCACUCUCCGUGCUCGCGCCUCCACCAGUGGAGAAGACUGGCGGGCCAGCAGGCGUAGGACUCGUUCCGGGACCGGGCAGAGGCGCACCUGCCGGCCGCGGGAUGGGUCUCGCGAUGCCCCCCGGCGGCGGGCCAGGCGGGCUACCGAUGCCGCCCGGUGGUAUCCCGCCCCCCAUGAUGGCUGGGCGUCCGAUGCCAUACGGAGCUCGACCACUACCGCCGCCUGGCAUGCCCGGUAUGCCACCCCCACCUGGGAUGCCCGGGAUGCAGGGCUUGCAGGGUUUGCCGCUCCGCCCCCCGCAAGGCUUCCCGCCGGGUUUCAGGCCUCCUCCGCCUGGAUUCGGCAUGCCCCCACAAUGAUGAACGACUCCCGUUUCAGGUUGUAGGAUGUGACAUGCGCAUUUACAAUGUACAAAAGCAGCGCUUCUAACUGAUUUCGAUGCCAUGCC